This is a messenger RNA of Saccoglossus kowalevskii, 1275 nucleotides long. RefSeq names its product cytochrome P450 2D4-like. Gene Ontology annotation, biological process: xenobiotic metabolic process. Gene Ontology annotation, cellular component: cytoplasm; intracellular membrane-bounded organelle. Gene Ontology annotation, molecular function: oxidoreductase activity, acting on paired donors, with incorporation or reduction of molecular oxygen, reduced flavin or flavoprotein as one donor, and incorporation of one atom of oxygen; heme binding; steroid hydroxylase activity. The record is from RefSeq and is a predicted model, not a curated record. Lineage: Eukaryota; Metazoa; Hemichordata; Enteropneusta; Harrimaniidae.
AUGUGUGUACAUGUGCUGGGGAUAAGUGCGGUGGUUGUUAGUGGUUACGACGCCGUUAAAGAAGCGUUGGUCAACAAAGGAGAGUUCACAUCAGAUCGACCUCCUGUCAGCGGCGAUGGAGGGGAAGGUUAUAUUUUCGCUAAAUAUGGAGAAAUGUGGCGACGGCGGAGGAGAUUUGCUCUCACUGCUCUGCGACAUUUUGGGGUCGGUAGAAGAGUCAUUGAGACCCGCAUCAAUGAAGAGGCAUAUCACUUGAUAACGGUGAUCAGAGAGUAUGACAAUGACAAACCAUUGGAUUUGCGUCCAUUUGUUAACAAUGCAGUGUCAAACGUCAUAUGUUCACUUUGCUUCGGACAGCGUUUUGAGUACGAUGAUCCAAAAUUCCAUAAACUUCUUGACUGCAUCAAUAAUUUAUUCAGUGCAGGAAUUUCCUCUUGGGUACGAUUGAAAUUUCCUUUUCUCCGUAAGGUGCCUUUCCUCUUCACUGGAUUGAAGGAAGACGAGAAGAAACUCAAUAAAUUUAUGAGCGAAAUUCGCUUAGAACACGCAUCAACGCUUGAUCCUAAUGACCCCAGAGAUAUAAUUGACACACUCUUAAUAAAAGAAAGGAGCGCAGAACAGAUUGAUGGGAAAGAUGUCUUUUCUUCUGUGUUUUCUAAACGUGGUAUUAUUGAGUUAUUCAACGCUGGUACGGACACCACAACAAACACAAUAAUGUGGAUUAUAUUAAAUUUGGUGAAAUUUCCUGACCUUCAAUUAAAGAUACAACAAGAGAUUGACCAGCACAUUGGUCAAGGAAGGACGCCGUUAAUGGCCGACAAACCUAAUCUUGCUUUCACAAAUGCAUUCAUCGCAGAGACACAGCGUGUUUUCCCCGUCGCCCCUCUAGCUGUACCGCACCAAAUCUCUGAUGAUGUUCGACUGCAAGGGUAUAUUAUACCCAAAGGGACAAUGAUGCUUGCAAAUCUCUGGUCUGCACAAAAUGACACAAAAUACUGGAAAGAUCCCGAACAAUUUGACCCAUCAAGGUUCUUAAAUCCUGAAAAAAUGUUUGAGAGAGGGGACAGCUGGAUGCCAUUUUCUUUAGGCAAAAGAAUAUGUCUUGGUGAGCAGUUAGCAAAGGUGGAACUCUUUCUUUUGGUAACCAAUUUACUGCAACGUUUUACUUUUUCUCACCCACGUGAUCAACCUGAACCAGAUGUUCGAAUGCAAGGUGUUAUGGGUAUGACAUGGAGUACAGUUCCCUUCAAAGUCAAGAUUUCCUCACGAUCAUAA